CCACCCGGGCAUCCUCAGCAUCACCGACACCGGAUUGAGGAAACUGACGCGCCGGUUUUAAAGCGCGCGAGCGUGCUGCUCUCGAGCUUUAUUCCCGCUUCCUCCGUCUCGUGCAGCCAUGCAGCAGCAGCAGCACAUUCACCAUCUUUCUCACCAUCACCUCCACCUUCCUCUUCUUCCUCACCAUCAUCUGUUGCUCUUGGCCGUGCUCGUGGCGCUGGAGCCGCGUGAGCUGGCGGCGUGGGGCGCGAGCGUGAAGUACGCAGUGAACUGCCCAGAGCGGUGCGACCCCGCGCGCUGCGGCGCCCCUCGCUGUGCGCGCACCGUGCUGGACGACUGCGGCUGCUGCCGAGUGUGCGCCGCGCGCCGUGGAGAGCACUGCUACCGCACCGUGUCCGGAGCGCACGGCGUCAAGUGCGGCCCCGGCCUCUACUGCGACUUCUACAAGGAUGAGGACGAGUACGGGGACGAGUACGGCGUGUGCAGAGAUUGCACGUACGGGACGUACGGAGUCGAGUGUCGCCAAACCUGUAACUGUAAGGCAGGAGGACUGUGUGACAGAGAGACGGGCGUCUGUCUCACCUUCAAAUUCUUCUCUAAAAUGGCCAACGCACUCAAGACACAUGAGGGUAACGAGGUGGCGUCAGGCGAUGGCAACAACAACAACAGCAGCAGCAACACUGGAGACGGACACACGGAGCGAUCGUCCACUCCGAAAUGGCUCGCACCUCGCUGACACACUCGGACGGUCCGCAUGUAGCAUAGUAAAUUAAAAAAACGACAAAGGGAUAUAUAUUUUAAUAUGUAUUAAAAAUAAUCUAUUAAUAUUCUAUCAGAGUGUUUUUUUUUGUACACUAUUGUAAUGACAGGAUUUAACCCCUCAUGUUCUGACAGCCAAUAUUUACGCCACAGCGCUAUCCGAUUCUCCGUUCCCAUUGGUCAGAAGGUGUUGAUUCGUUUCUUAUAAAAGCAAACGGUUUAUAUAAUAUCAAAGCGCUCGUUCUAAUACGGUAUCGUUUCUAUAGUAACAGCGUAUCGACAAGGACUUGCACUGCGGACGUUCUACUGAUUAAAAUUUUUUUUGAUAUGGCGAAGAAUUUCUUCUUAAAAAGUUUACGAAUUGUGUUUAAUGUUUAGGGAGGGUGUCUCCAGUGUCAGCACUUUGUAAACAGUCCAGGGUAAAACUGUGACUUUCAUCUGACAUCUUAUUACCUGAGAGAGAGAGAGAGAGAGAAAGAGCGAGAGAGAGAGGCAGAGGAAUGACAUUAGGUUUACGGCUGCUAUGUCGUUAACGUUAAAAGUCUUCCACGGACGUUCGACAACAUUAUAUGUAGCUAGAAACGGAUAAAAAUUACGUGUCGUUCAUUAAUUAAUAAAUAAAUUAAUUAAUAAAUAGUCUGUGGUAGGCCUAUAAGAGGAAUAAAGCACUUCAGGACGUGCUGUUCAAAGUGGUAACAGUGACUACGCUUCAUCACACCACUCUAUCGCUGAUUAUCUUCCUAAAACAGCAUGACACAAGGUGGUUUAUUCCUGGCAUGAAGACUAUUAAUGAAAAGAGCCUCAAAGUUCACUUAUUUUUUCAUUCUAAUGCAUAAACAUGUCACUGAACAUCAGUUCCGUCUAGAUAUAAUUACAGCUAUGUAAAGAUAGUUUGUUAAAAUAAUUUUUUUUUAAAUUUGGUACAAAUUUGAACGUUUCCGAGUCAGAAAGAGCAUGAGGGUUAAAUCCAAGUCAUUGUGUAUACCAAAGCGUGCAUACUUACUUACAGACUCAUGGACAUGUGGAAGCUGUCUCACACACACACACACACACACACACACACACACGCAUACAUAUAUAUAUAUAUAUAUAUAUAUAUAUAUAUAUAUAUAUAUAUAUAUAUAUAUAUAUAUAUAAUGUUAAAGAUAAAACUUAUCUAAAUGUAGUUGAUCAGCUAAGACAUGCUUCGAAAUACUAAGUCAACACACAGCCACGUUGUUCCAUCAUUUUUUCAGCCUUAAACAGACUAGUGGUCGUUUCUGAUGCGCUGUUUUCUAUAAACAUGGACAAAAAGACUUUGGUGUCUGUACGUUAGAAGCGAUUCAGACGAUAAUAAAUUUCGCAUUUGAUUUGUACGUCGUAGUACGCCUCGUCACUAUGUUACCUUCAUAUGGAUCAGCUCCAGUAGAAACUUAUGACCAUGAACAUGUCUUGUCUGAUCAAAUCAACAAUAUUCACAAUAAAGAAGAAAUGUACAGUUAUUAUUUUUGGGCAAAAUUUAUGUAAUCGAAUAUACUGUAUGUACGUAUAUACUAAAGCAACAUAUUUAAGAUUUA
Messenger RNA from Ictalurus punctatus (channel catfish), 2315 nucleotides. RefSeq names its product endothelial cell-specific molecule 1 (gene esm1). NCBI's taxonomy places the organism in Eukaryota, Metazoa, Chordata, Actinopteri, Siluriformes, Ictaluridae. The transcript is spliced from 3 exons. The record is from RefSeq and is a predicted model, not a curated record. Gene Ontology annotation, cellular component: extracellular region. Bases 119 to 736 code for a protein of 205 amino acids.